Messenger RNA from Erigeron canadensis, 1280 nucleotides. RefSeq names its product upstream activation factor subunit spp27-like. Gene Ontology annotation, cellular component: nucleus. Bases 80 to 1081 code for a protein of 333 amino acids. The transcript has 6 exons. Lineage: Eukaryota; Viridiplantae; Streptophyta; Magnoliopsida; Asterales; Asteraceae. The record is from RefSeq and is a predicted model, not a curated record.
UACCUAUUUCAUUUGUCAGUCCUUUCAGCCCCCCUUUUCUUUUAUCAAACAGACCACGUGACUUUGAACCCCACCACCAAUGGUCGGGCCGGCGGGUAUGGUAUCGGAUUCGGACCUCAUAACCCGUCUCCGGGAAAUCUUGGCCACGUCGGACCUCACGACAACAACCACAGCUAGUGUUCGCAGGAAACUAGAAGAAGAUUUUGGCAUAGAUUUAUCCGACAAAAAAACAUUCAUUCGACAACAAGUCGAUGUUUACUUACAAAACCACCAACAAGAAACCGAUGAUUUUGAAGAAAUUCAAGAACAAUUAGAUGCUGUAAAUGAAGAUGAAAAUGAAGAAGAAGACAAAGACAAAGAAGAAGAAGGAUCGGAUGAAGAAGAAGAAGCUAGUAAUGGUAAAAGCAGUAAAAAAAGGUCAAAAAAGCAGAACACUGAGGUGAAAAAAAGAGGCGGAGGGUUUACCAAGUUAUGUAGUCUUUCUCCACAACUUCAGAAGUUAAUCGGGGUUCCUGAAUUAGCCAGGACAGAGGUUGUUAAACAACUUUGGAGCUAUAUAAAAGAACAUGACUUGCAAGACCCGGCCAAUAGAAAGAACAUACGUUGUGAUGGACCGCUUCAUGAACUUUUUCAAGUAGAUAGUAUAGACAUGUUCCAAAUGAAUAAGGCUCUUGCCAAGCAUAUCUGGCCUUUGGAUUCUGACGGUGCUUCAGUAAGUUCUGCGCCAAAGGAAAAGCAAAGGAAGGAGAGAGACGAAGAUGCAGAAGAGACAAAGAGAAAGGAGAAGCGUCAAAAGGGUGGUAGUGGUGGUGGUGGCAGUAGCGGUUCUGGUAUCCAUGCUCCAAUUCCACUUUCAGAUGCUCUGGUGAAAUUUCUAGGAACAGGAGAAAAUGCAUUGGCACGCUCCGAUGUUGUGAAGAGAAUUUGGGCCUAUAUCAAACAAAAUGACCUUCAGGAUCCAUCUGACAAGAGAAGAAUAUUAUGUGAUGACAAGUUGAAAGAGCUCUUUGAUGUUGAUUCCUUUAAUGGAUUCACUGUUUCAAAACUCCUGACUACUCAUUUUAUAAAACCUGAAAGGUGAGUUGCUGACUUGCUUUUGUCUCUUCGCUGCUAACAGCACUGAGAGUUAUAGGAUUUUUUAAAAUCUUUUUUUUAUAUUACUAACCCUUCUUUGUUUACAUUUUGUAUUAGUCCUUUCGGACAGACAUUCCAACAACGGGAAUGUAGAAUACUAUGAUUACUAAAAAGAUUUUGGAUUUCUUUCAUAACAUUUUAUUUUA